GUUAGGGAAGGGGCGUUACCGGUGUAAAUAGGAUGAAGUUAUUGUGAGGAUUAUGGAAACUCCCAAUGAGUCUGAAAGUUCAUUUAUUCCGUCGCAUUGUGGUGGAUAUGAUAACGAUUUUGAUCUCUACAGUGAACCAUGUGAUGAUUUAAAGGAUUUUGAUUAUAAUUCAUCUGAAGAUGAAUCAGAGCAUUCAGACGCAACGUACACAAAGGAACAUGUUACGAAGUCAACUCUAGACGUGAAUGACCUAUGUGAUAGGUCGUAUAACAGACCAAAGAGUAGUCUUAGUUUACGUUAUGACAGCUAUAACAGUGACAUAUUUGAAAAGAGAAAUAAUAGAAGAGUACGUGCCAGAAGCUGUGAACCAAAGAAACGUGUAACAUUUGAGAAAACAGAUGAGGAUGAAGAAAUACAGGACUUUUUGUCAGCAUUUCAACGCAGUCUCAAAUUGCUGGGCCUAGAAACGAAUAAAUCCUAUACUACCUGUUAUAAGCCAACAAAUAAUUCUAUCAGCAGACGGACACCAACACCACGAUUGUGUACAAGAUUGCAUGAACGCUCAUUAUCGUUGGCCAGUCUUAGGCAAGAUGACAUGUACACCAUGCUCAGAGAUCGUGAACUGUUGUCUAAAGCUGUUUAUGAGGAGUGGUAUUUUCGCAAGUUAAUGCAGGAGCGUGCAGCACGUGAGAGGGAGAGAAUGAAACAAAAACAGCAACAAGAGAAAUCUGAAAAUGUCCGCCAAAAAGCACAACUGGAGUUCCAGCGAUGGUGCAGUCGAAAGAGAGAGAAGGUUCAUGAACUGAAGAGUAAGAAACAUGAUGACACUCAGAUUGGACUUGCCACCACAAGUAAUCAAGAGAUCCGUGCAAAAGCAGAAUCUGCAUUCCAUCAGUGGCUGCAUCAGAAAAGGAAGGCCCAAAUGAAGAGCAGAAAGGAGAAAAAUAAGUACUUGUCGGAGAACAAUGAAGAACAGGUUCAAAACAGCAAAAAACAACAGGAUUCUGAGAAGAGAGCUCAAGCUGAGGCAAGUUAUCGGGUAUGGAAACAACGUGCAGAUGAAGCAUUCCAAGCAAAGAAUAAAGAGGAAGUCAUGAAGAAAAGACAAAAGGCAGCCAAAGAGAGAAAAGAGAAGAUGGAAAAGGCGGAGGCAGCUCAGAAGGCAUUUUCUGCCUGGAAGGCACUUAAGGAUACUGAAAUCAAAACCCAACAAGAAAGAAACAGGCGACGUAACCGAGUCAAGAUACAGAGAGAACAGAUGCGUGCCACAGAAAGACUGUAUCAGGCAGAGCAGGCAUUUGAAGACUGGCUGGAGAGAGUGGAACAUAGGAAAAAAUUUGGCCGAUCAGGUCCUGUUUCACCUGUACCAUGGAAUCCAGGUGGAGGGCCAAUACAACUAACAUAAUUUACUUACUGGUAUCAGGUUAAGAACAUAUCAGAACCAUUUCUCCAACAGAAAUUUUAUUCGAAAAAUUAAAAAAAAAUUAAGAAUAAAUUUUUAUGAUUUUUCUGUUAUGUUAAUGUUGUUUUUUAAGUUCAUUCCUAAUUUCUUUGUUGCCAGAAAAACGAUCAUUUCUGGGAUCAUAAUGAGAUUCCUAUUUAAAGAAGAGAAAUGUAGGAAUU
Messenger RNA from Schistocerca americana (American grasshopper), 1623 nucleotides. RefSeq names its product protein maph-9-like. Lineage: Eukaryota; Metazoa; Arthropoda; Insecta; Orthoptera; Acrididae. The record is from RefSeq and is a predicted model, not a curated record. Gene Ontology annotation, molecular function: microtubule binding. Gene Ontology annotation, biological process: mitotic spindle assembly; regulation of mitotic cytokinesis; mitotic cytokinesis. Gene Ontology annotation, cellular component: astral microtubule. The transcript is spliced from 8 exons. Bases 53 to 1405 code for a protein of 450 amino acids.